Phaeodactylum tricornutum CCAP 1055/1 is the source of this 1038-nucleotide messenger RNA. RefSeq lists its product with no specific name. The record is from RefSeq and is a predicted model, not a curated record. The coding region runs from base 1 to 912 and encodes 303 amino acids. The transcript has a single exon. Lineage: Eukaryota; Bacillariophyta; Bacillariophyceae; Surirellales; Neidiaceae.
AUGUCAAGACAAUCGGAUCUUUUUUUGGCUUCGGUACUGUACCGAACACACGCUUACCAUUGUAACACGAUGAUUAUGAAAUUGAUUUUAUUGAUGAUUGCGCUCGUUACCGCACUUCCGAGUUGUAGCGCUUUCGUGAAAGGAAGUCAGACACAGAGAUUCGAGCUUGGACUGCGUUCAACAAAUCCUACUAUUCCUACUGCGGCAGAGGUCGACCGUCUUAAAUCCGGUCUAGUUCGUAUCUGUACCAGCAAGCCAAAACCAGAUCGCGAAGAGAUCCGGACCCUUGUCUCCAAGUUGGAGGAAAUUGCAGAGCAGGUUGGGGUCGGUCAAGCUUCAUCCCAUGCUGGGUUGCUUUCUGGCGAAUGGGAGCUGCUGUAUUCACCCGAAGACAAAACUCGAUCUUCACCUUUCUUCUGGGCCUUUCGCAAAGCCUUCCCGGAAAAUUCGGAUCAAAUUUUUGGAAUUACAGAUUCCUUCCCUGUCGCAAUCAAAGAAGUAGGCCCUGCAUUCCAGCAGAUCAACUUGAACGUUUCGACACAAACGGGUCGGUUCGUUUCUCGUGUCAAGGUCGCUACUUUGGGCGGAGCAGCAACUUCGAUUAUGACAACUCGUGCUGCUAUAACAGGGAUAGAUGGAAUAGAUGGGAUUUGCUUGACGAUUGAAACGACAAAGCCCGAGGAUAGCACAAUCCUUUCGAAAGUCUUCGGUCCGUUAGGCGAAAUAAUUAACGAGAACGCUCCACCGUUCCCUAGCGGAGAAGCACUCGAGAAGAUCCGCCCAGGGUCAUCACAAGUAGUCCUGCGUACCUCCUUUUGUGACGAAGGGCUCAGAGUCAGCCGAGAUGGCGAUCGACCGAGCGAUAUCUAUGUAUGGAGACGUCGGGAGUUCGCGAACUUUGAUUUCCUCUAACUUACAGAUUCAACCUAGAUUGGAAGUAAUGCUUGCGAUGAGAAGCCUUUAGACAUUAGAGAGCCACCAUUUUGCUCUUCUUGAGACGUCGGUCCUUACCCAUUGCUAUAAAGCACACCGAUUUCG